This is a messenger RNA of Trichoderma virens Gv29-8, 492 nucleotides long. RefSeq lists its product as uncharacterized. NCBI's taxonomy places the organism in Eukaryota, Fungi, Ascomycota, Sordariomycetes, Hypocreales, Hypocreaceae. The transcript is spliced from 2 exons. The record is from RefSeq and is a predicted model, not a curated record. Bases 1 to 492 code for a protein of 163 amino acids.
AUGUCGUCUCCGGAAGAACAAAGCACCGCCAAUUCACGACGUAUACGAAGCCGUAUUGCACAACAAGCGUAUCGGAAACGGCAUAACGAGAAAUUCCAUUCUUCUCAAAGGCGAGCACAAGACUUACAAAUCGCUGCCCAGCGCGCCUGCACAGUGUUUACGGACUUGACCGGUGCUCUCAUCCAAUCUGGGAUAAUGCAACAAGACACAGCCCUUACCACCGAAGUCUUGAACGCGAUAAAGAAAUUCCACCAUGUAGCGAAAGUUGUCAACGAAGAUGGUCAACAUUUUGGAUCGGGUGAUGUGGAUCAGCUGCUGGGACACGAUAUAGGCAUUCCAAACGAGACAAUGGCAAUUCGAUAUGAUGAUCGGAUUCAUCCAACUAUGAUGAGCGAAGUGCAACUCGACAUAGAAAAGGGCAAAAAUAUUUUCCACUUUGGUGGCGAGGCGGCCUCCACUCAAGAUCAACUCGACCAAAAUGCUUAUUCAUAG